CUCAGCUAUGAUGCGCGCCUUCUCUCUUUCCUCGCCAACCACCAAAUUUGACAAUUCACACCAACGGCCAUGGCGACACUCGAGCAGGAGCUGCUUGCCGAUUUCGCGGACUCUGGCGACGAGGAUGUUGCGGAUCUGGAGAACGACUUCGCUGGCGGAGAUUUUGGCUCUCCAGAAGCGGAGAAUGGCGAGGACGAGGAGAUGGUAGAUGAGGAGGCAAAUUACGCAGAGAAAGAAGGCAAAAAGAAGGAGAAGGGACCGGCGGAUAUAAGAAAUGCGCAUACCCUCAUGGCCAAUCUGCAACCAGUACUCCAGCAGAUUGAUGAGGUUAGAGACAAGAUGGAGGAGGUGAUGGACGGCGAGUCGAUUGAAGACAACCCCGAAUACCAGCUAUUGAAGGAGGCAAACGAGUUUUCAACCCAAAUUGACGGAGAAAUCCAGGCGGUGCACAAGUUCAUUCGCGACAACUACUCGCUGCGCUUCCCCUACCUCGAAGAGCUUGUCAAGAACCCCGUCGAUUACGCAAAGACAGUUGCCAUUCUUGGAAACCGCCCGCUAGAUGAUAUCAAGAACAUUGCGCAGGACACAGAUAACGUUGUGGGAGCGCCGCUGAGGAGCAUUUUGGACGCGCCUUCACUCAUGGUCAUCACGGUCGAAGCUACUCGAGCCAGUGGGCGCGAACUCCAAGACAUCGAGCUUGCAGCUGUCAUGACUGCCUCCAAACUUCUGCUCAACCUCGACAAGUCGAAGCACAUCCUCACUGAAUACGUCCAAUCACGCAUGAGCGUCUUUGCCCCAAACCUCACAGAACUUAUUGGUUCCCUUACCGCCGCCCAAUUGAUCAACUACGCCGGAGGCCUCGCUGGUCUUGCAAAAAUACCGGCUUGUAACAUUGCACCGCUGGGUUCGAACAAAGCAUCUGGUCUUGGUCUAGCCACCAACAUUGGGAUCAGACAUCAAGGUUUCCUCUACCACAGCCCGAUCCUUGAACAAAUUCGUCCAGACCUCAAGAAGCAGGGUCUGCGUAUCGUAUCCGCAAAAGUAAUUCUUGCUGCACGCGUCGACAUGGUCCACCAAGCGCCCGACGGUUCCACUGGCCGUCAGCUCAAAGACGAGUGCGAACGACGCCUCGACAAGCUGACCGAGAUCCCUGCCAACAAGGGUGUUCGCGCUCUCCCUGCACCAGACGACAAGCCCGCACGAAAACGUGGUGGUCGGCGUGCGCGCAAGGCCAAGGAAGCAACCGCCAUGACUGAGAUCAGGAAGGCACAGAACAGAAUGGCGUUCGGCAAGGAAGAGAAGGAAGUCGGCUACGGCGACUCAACAAAGGGUAUGGGCAUGAUCGGCGCCACAGACACAGGUCGUCUGCGCGCCCAGCAAAUCGACCCCAAGACAAGAGCGAAGCUCUCAAAGAAGAACCCCGGCUGGGGUGGCGACACAACACUCGGUGCUGCCUCAUCACUCAAGGGCUUUGGUUCUGGUGGCACAGCUACGAGCUUACGUGCACAGGGCCUCAGGACUGGUGGUGUUGGCCUUCAAGGCUCCGGCAUGAGCUCAGUUGCCUUCACUCCUGUGCAAGGUCUUGAGCUUGUCGACCCAAGGGCGAGAGAGGAAGCGAACCGGAAGCGGAAGGCUGAUGAGGAUCGCUGGUUUAAGGGUGGUUCAUUCACACAGCUCGGUGGCAAGACAGAUGCGGCGGCCUUCAAGGUGCCUGCGCUGCCCAUGAAGAAGCCGAGGACAGAGUGAUCGAACGGUCAUAACUGAUUCAAACCGGACGAUAGCCUUUUGUGGUUUUCAGCAGCAAGCACUGUAUAAGAGGUAUGCAUUAUUCGGCGUUUAUGGAUAUAGGAUGGUUGAUACCAGGGCCUUGGAAGCGCCCACCUCCAUACUAGUACAUAAGAUAAGACUCAUGAACAUUACCAGAAGAGAUCAGCCCUAUGUUUUCGUCCUUAUCAUCAAGCCCACCUCGGCAGGAAAAUUUCCACUGGCACUGAAGAUCCAUGUAAGCCCUCCCAGAUCAAAAAUUGUACCUCCACGA
Molecule: messenger RNA, 2038 nt
Organism: Macroventuria anomochaeta
Lineage: Eukaryota; Fungi; Ascomycota; Dothideomycetes; Pleosporales; Didymellaceae
Product: U4/U6 small nuclear ribonucleoprotein Prp31
Exons: 1
Coding region: 70-1746 (558 amino acids)
Biological process (GO): spliceosomal tri-snRNP complex assembly; mRNA splicing, via spliceosome
Cellular component (GO): U4 snRNP; precatalytic spliceosome; U4/U6 x U5 tri-snRNP complex
Source: RefSeq, a predicted model, not a curated record